AUGAAUAGAAAUUCAACUAAUUUUAACGCGUGGGCGAAUAAUCCACUCAAAACAAGAAAAGAUGUAGUUCAAGCGCUUGAACAACAAGUAGAGCCGUUGAUUCCUGCAUUUACAGAAGAUGCUGCAAGAGUCAGUUUGGCAGAUACAUCUGCUCUUUUCAGUAUGGAAUCGGCAGAGUUAGAAGGAUUCGCUCGACCAUUAUGGGGUAUUGUACCAUUUGUCUAUGGUGGAGGUGAGUUUAAGCAUUGGGAAGUAUUCAGAAGGGGGUUAUCCAACGGAACAAACCCAAGUCAUCCAGAGUUUUGGAAAGAUGCUAAUGAUAUCGAUCAGCAUUUGGUUGAAUUAGCUGCCAUUGGUUUUGCCUUAUGCCUUGUUCCCGAGCAUAUUUGGAAUCCUUUAACCAAGGAGGCUAAAGAUAAUGUUUCCAGGUUCUUACUAAAAGCAAGGGAAAAGGAAUUUCCCCAUUGUAAUUGGAAGUUUUUUAGAAUUAUGAUUGAUUUAGGUUUAGAUAAAGUUGGAGUGACUUUCGACAAGUCUUUUACAAAGGCUUAUAUGGAAGAUUUGGAUGUAAUGUAUAUUGAUGAAGGUUGGUACGGUGAUGGAGCGAACAAUAGGAUUGAUUAUUAUAAUCCCUUUGCGUUGCAUUUUUACGGUAUGAUUUAUGCAUUUGUAAUGCAAGAGAGAGAUCCAGGACGAAGCAAGAAGUACAAGGACAGAGCAUUAUUAUUUGCAAAGCAAUUUAUUCAUUGGUUUAGUGAUGAUGGGGCUUGUAUUCCAUUUGGUAGAUCCUGUACUUAUAGAUUUGCAGUCGAUGGUUUCUGGGGCAUGUUGGCUUGUGUCAUAAAAGCUGACGAAGAACCUAUAAUUCCAUGGGGCGUAUUAAAAGGAAUUUAUUUAAGAAAUUUGCGUUGGUGGUCCAAGCAGCCAGUAUCUUUCUUUAAGACCAACAUUUUAUCUGUUGGUUUCAGUUACCCAAAUCAAUUUAUGUGUGAAAGUUACAACUCUCCACAAUCUCCGUACUGGUCUCUCAAGGCGUUUACAUCCUUAAUCUUACCUGAUUCUCAUCCUUUCUGGAGUGCCAAGGAAGAACCAUUGGUUUUAGAUAGUGCCUCUCUUAGAGUUCCCGGUAUGUUAAUUUCACACAACAAAGGUAAUACCGUUGCGCUUGUCAGUGGUCCAUAUCUGACAUUUUUAAGACAUCACGCUGAAAAGUAUAGCAAGUUCGCCUACAGUUCACGUUACGGGUUUAAUGUGGAAAAUAAUUUGAAAGACUUUUCAACCGCGUCACUUGAUAAUAUGAUUGGUUUCAGUUAUACUGGAAGGGAUUUCUUCUUCAGAGAGUCAAGCAAAUCUUGGAUUUUUGAGGACGGUCUCUAUUCAGAGUGGUCGCCUAGUGGAGCGAAUGACAUUGAAGUUAAAACUUGGAUUCUUCAGAAAGAAAAUUAUCAUAUUAGAGUUCAUCGUGUCUAUAAUAAUAGCUCAUUGGACGUCAACACUCGUGAAGGUGGGUUUGCGGUUAGUACUAUGCAUGAAAACCAAAUAGAACAAAAGAAAUCCCUUACACCGAAACCUAUUGCACGUUUAACAACUUCAAAAGAUACGACGCUCGUUGUUAAUUUAUUAGAUGAAAGAAAACCCAGGAUUUGUAAAUCUGAACCAAAUUCUAACAUAAUUUCCUCAAAGGUAGUAUUGCCACAAUUAGAAGGAAAGAUAGGAGCACGUUCGUCUGCACAAUUCGCUUGUGCCAUAUAUGCUCAACCUAAAGAUAGGUCUUUUGAUUUGGACCACUGGCAAGGCAAUAUAGAACUUCCAAGUGUAGAAGAAUUAGAAAGUUUGAAGUCAAGUGCUGAAAGGGUCAAAUGUAACGUCGCUGGUAAAAGUGACGAAAUAAUGACACAACAAAUGACAAAGUUGAUGUCAAAAUUCGAAGAUAAUUAA
This is a messenger RNA of Debaryomyces hansenii CBS767, 1938 nucleotides long. RefSeq names its product DUF2264 domain-containing protein. The record is from RefSeq and is a predicted model, not a curated record. The transcript has a single exon. The coding region runs from base 1 to 1938 and encodes 645 amino acids. NCBI's taxonomy places the organism in Eukaryota, Fungi, Ascomycota, Pichiomycetes, Serinales, Debaryomycetaceae.